GUACCCCCACAGCCUCACCUCUCCUGCUGUUUGCUAACCGUCGGGAUGUGCGGCUGGUGGACGCUGGUGGUGUCAAGCUGGAAUCCAUCAUCGUGGUCAGUGGACUGGAGGACGCGGCCGCCGUGGACUUCCAGUUCUCCAAGGGAGCUGUGUACUGGACAGACGUGAGCGAGGAGGCUAUUAAGCAGACUUUCCUGAAUCAGACGGGGGCCACUGUGCAGAACGUGGUCAUCUCGGGCCUGGUCUCUCCCGAUGGCCUGGCCUGCGACUGGGUCGGUAAGAAGCUGUACUGGACGGACUCGGAGACCAACCGCAUCGAGGUGGCCAACCUCAAUGGGACGUCACGUAAAGUGCUCUUCUGGCAGGAUCUGGACCAGCCGCGGGCCAUCGCGCUGGACCCCGCCCACGGGUACAUGUACUGGACAGAUUGGGGUGAGACGCCCCGGAUCGAGCGGGCAGGCAUGGAUGGCAGCACCCGGAAAAUCAUUGUGGAUUCGGACAUUUACUGGCCCAACGGCUUAACCAUUGACCUGGAAGAACAGAAGCUGUACUGGGCCGAUGCCAAACUCAGCUUCAUUCACCGUGCCAACCUGGAUGGCUCGUUCCGGCAGAAGGUGGUAGAAGGCAGCCUGACGCACCCUUUUGCCCUGACACUCUCCGGGGACACGCUGUACUGGACAGACUGGCAGACCCGCUCCAUCCACGCCUGCAACAAGCGGACAGGCGCAAAGAGAAAGGAGAUUCUGAACGCGCUCUAUUCACCGAUGGACAUCCAGGUGCUCAGCCAGGAACGCCAGCCACACUUCCACACGCAGUGUGAGGAGGACAAUGGCGGCUGCUCCCACCUGUGCUUGCUGUCUCCCCGGGAACCUUUCUACACGUGCGCCUGCCCCACCGGUGUGCAGCUUCAAGACAAUGGCAGGACAUGCAAGGCAGGGGCAGAGGAAGUGCUGUUGCUGGCCCGGCGGACGGACCUGCGGAGGAUCUCUCUGGACACGCCGGACUUCACGGACAUUGUGCUGCAGGUGGAUGACAUCCGGCACGCCAUCGCCAUUGACUACGACCCAGUGGAGGGUUACGUGUACUGGACAGAUGACGAGGUGCGGGCCAUCCGCAGGGCCUACCUGGAUGGCUCAGGCGCACAGACACUGGUCAGCACUGAGAUCAAUGACCCCGACGGUAUUGCAGUUGACUGGGUGGCCCGCAACCUCUACUGGACAGACACGGGCACUGACCGCAUCGAGGUGACGCGCCUCAACGGCACCUCACGCAAGAUCCUGGUGUCUGAGGACCUGGACGAACCACGUGCCAUCGUGCUGCAUCCUGUGAUGGGGCUCAUGUACUGGACGGACUGGGGCGAGAACCCCAAAAUCGAAUGUGCCAACCUGGAUGGACAGGAACGGCGUGUCCUGGUGAACACCUCCCUCGGGUGGCCCAACGGCCUGGCCCUGGACCUGCAGGAGGGAAAACUCUACUGGGGAGACGCCAAGACAGACAAGAUCGAGGUGAUCAAUGUCGAUGGGACAAAGAGGCGGACACUGCUGGAGGACAAGCUCCCUCACAUCUUCGGGUUCACCCUGCUGGGAGACUUCAUCUACUGGACCGACUGGCAGAGGCGGAGCAUCGAGCGUGUGCACAAGGUCAAGGCGAGCCGUGACGUCAUCAUCGACCAGCUGCCUGACCUCAUGGGACUGAAAGCCGUGAACGUGGCCAAGGUCAUCGGAACCAACCCCUGUGCAGACGGGAAUGGGGGCUGCAGUCACCUCUGCUUCUUCACACCCCACGCCACCAAGUGCGGCUGCCCCAUGGGCCUGGAACUCCUCAGUGACCUGAAGACGUGCAUCGUCCCCGAGGCCUUCCUGGUGUUCACGAGCAGAGCCGCUAUCCACAGGAUCUCCCUGGAGACCACCAACAAUGACGUGGCCAUCCCGCUCACGGGCGUCAAGGAGGCCUCAGCGCUGGACUUUGAUGUGUCCAGCAAUCACAUCUACUGGACGGACGUCAGCCUGAAGACCAUCAGCCGAGCCUUCAUGAAUGGGAGCUCGGUGGAACAUGUGAUCGAGUUUGGCCUAGACUACCCAGAAGGCAUGGCUGUUGACUGGAUGGGCAAGAACCUCUACUGGGCAGACACUGGGACCAACAGAAUUGAAGUGGCCCGGCUGGAUGGGCAGUUCCGACAGGUCCUCAUCUGGAGAGACUUGGACAACCCCAGGUCACUGGCUCUGGAUCCCACCCAAGGCUACAUCUACUGGACUGAGUGGAGCGGUAAACCAAGGAUCGUGCGGGCGUUUAUGGAUGGGACCAGCUGCAUGACGCUGGUGGACAAAGUUGGCCGGGCCAACGACCUGACCAUUGACUACGCUGACCAGCGCCUCUAUUGGACUGAUUUGGACACCAACAUGAUUGAGUCUGCCAACAUGCUGGGUCAGGAGCGCGUGGUGAUUACGGAUGACCUCCCGCACCCCUUCGGCCUGACGCAGUACGGCGAGUACAUCUACUGGACCGACUGGAAUCUGCACAGCAUUGAGCGGGCCGACAAGAUCAGCGGGCAGAACCGCACCCUCAUCCAGGGCCACCUGGACUUCGUGAUGGACAUCCUCGUGUUCCAUUCCUCCCGCCAGGAUGGCUUCAACGACUGCAUGCAGAGCAAUGGGCAGUGUGGGCAGCUGUGCCUUGCCGUCCCUGGUGGCCACCGCUGCGGCUGCGCCUCACACUACACCCUGGACCCCAGCAGCCGUAACUGCAGCCCGCCCACAGCCUUCUUGCUGUUCAGCCAGAAAUGCGCCAUCAGCCGUGUGAUCCCCGAUGACCCGCAUAGCCCGGACCUCAUCCUGCCACUGCACGGGCUGAGAAACGUCAAGGCUGUUGACUACGACCCUCUGGACAAGCUCAUGUACUGGGUGGAUGGACGUCAGAACAUCAAACGAGCCAAGGACGAUGGCACCCAGCCCUUCCUGUUGACCUCUCCGGGUCAGAGCCAGAACCCAGACCGACAACCCCAUGAUCUCAGCAUCGACAUCUACAGCCGGACACUGUUCUGGACAUGCGAGGCCACCAACACCAUCAAUGUCCACCGACUGAGCGGCGAGGCCCUGGGCGUGGUGCUCCGCGGCGACCGGGACAAGCCCAGGGCCAUUGUUGUCAACUCAGAGCGAGGGUACCUGUACUUCACCAAUAUGCAGGACCACACCGCCAAGAUCGAGCGUGCAGCCCUGGAUGGGACUGAGCGUGAGGUCCUCUUCACCACGGGCCUCAUCCGUCCCGUGGCCCUCGUGGUGGACAACGCCCUGGGCAAGCUCUUCUGGGUGGACGCAGACCUGAAGCGUCUCGAGAGCUGUGACCUGUCAGGAGCCAACCGCCUGACCCUAGAGGAUGCCAACAUUGUGCAGCCCGUGGGCCUGGCUGUGCUGGGCCGCCACCUCUACUGGGCCGACCGGCAGCAGCAAAUGAUCGAGCGAGUGGACAAGAGCAGCGGAGAGCAGCGGACACGUGUGCAGGGACGCAUCGCCCACCUCACCAGCAUCCAUGCCGUAGAGGAAGUCAGCACCGAGGAGUUCUCGGCCCACCCAUGUGCCCGGGACAAUGGCGGCUGCUCUCACAUCUGCAUCGCCAAGGGCGACGGCACACCACGAUGCUCCUGCCCAGUUCACCUCGUGCUCCUGCAGAACCUCCUGACCUGUGGCGAGCCCCCCACCUGCUCCCCCGAUCAGUUCGCAUGCGCCACGGGCGAGAUCGAUUGCAUCCCCGCGGCAUGGCGUUGUGACGGCUUCCCCGAGUGUGACGACCAGAGUGACGAGGAAGGCUGUCCCGUGUGCUCCGCUGCCCAGUUCCCCUGUGAGCGUGGCCAGUGCGUGGACCUGAGCCUGCGCUGUGACGGCGAGGCGGACUGCCAGGACCGCUCGGACGAGGCUGACUGUGACGCCGUCUGCCUGCCCAGCCAGUUCCGCUGUGCCAGUGGUCAGUGUGUGCUUAUCAAACAACAGUGUGACUCCUUCCCUGACUGUAUGGACGGCUCGGACGAGCUCCUGUGUGAAAUCACCAAACCACCAGCGGACGACACGCCGGCCCACAGCAGUGCCAUCGGGCCAGUCAUUGGCAUCAUCCUCUCUCUCUUUGUCAUGGGCGGCGUCUAUUUCGUGUGCCAGCGCAUCGUGUGUCAGCGCUACGCCGGGGCCAGUGGGCCCUUCCCGCAUGAGUACGUCAGCGGGACCCCUCAUGUGCCCCUCAACUUCAUAGCCCCCGGAGGCCCUCAGCAUGGUCCCUUCACAGGUAUCUCUUGCAGCAAGUCCAUGAUGAGCUCAAUGAGUCUGAUGGGGAGCCGGGGCGGGGCGCCUCUCUAUGACCGGAACCAUGUCACUGGGGCCUCGUCCAGUAGCUCUUCCAGCACCAAGGCCACGCUCUACCCACCGAUUCUGAACCCACCACCGUCCCCUGCCACAGACCCCUCCUUGUAUAACAUGGAUAUGUUCUGCUCUUCAAACAUUCCUGCCACUGCUAGACCGUACAGGCCGUACAUCAUCCGCGGCAUGGUGCCCCCGACAACGCCCUGCAGCACCGAUGUAUGUGAUAGUGAUUACAGUGUCAGCCGCUGGAAGGCCAGCAAGUACUACCUGGACCUGAACUCGGACUCAGACCCCUACCCGCCCCCACCCACACCCCACAGCCAGUACCUGUCCGCCGAAGACAGCUGCCCGCCCUCACCCAUCACCGAGAGGGGUUACUUCCACCUCUUCCCACCUCCGCCAUCCCCCUGCACAGACUCGUCCUGACCUUUCAGUACCCCUGUAAAUAGGUUUAAAUAUGAACAAAGAAAAAAAUAUAUAUUUUAUGACUUCAGAAAUAAAUAUAGUUGGGAUUUAAAAAACAAAUAAGAAAUGUGAAUCGUGAUCGGGUGGGCAGGGUCGGGGAGAACUUUGUACAGUGGAGAAAAUAUUUAUAAAUUUAAUUUUUUAAAAC
Messenger RNA from Chrysochloris asiatica (Cape golden mole), 4956 nucleotides. It is a transcript of the gene LRP5, whose product is annotated as low density lipoprotein receptor-related protein 5. The transcript is spliced from 22 exons. Gene Ontology annotation, molecular function: protein binding. The coding region runs from base 414 to 4769 and encodes 1451 amino acids. The record is from RefSeq and is a predicted model, not a curated record. Lineage: Eukaryota; Metazoa; Chordata; Mammalia; Afrosoricida; Chrysochloridae.